AGUCUCGGUGCGAGUUGUAAACUUACCACAAACCCUUCAUUGUACUCCAGAAAACGAAAGAGAGAAAAACACUUGAGAAAAAUCUCUUCAUCAUCGGAUCCCUUGAGACACAUAUUUUCGGUCCAGCCCACAGCAUUCGUGAAGACACAGAGAUAUUUUGGGGGCGAAAUAUUCAAUUAGUCAGUCAUUUGCGGUCGAAGGAUUAACACGCGGACCAGAGAAAAACGUCCGUUGUGUGAAAAACUGUGAUUUUGUGAAAUUUUCAGAAGGAAAAAUUUCUCAAAGGAUUAAAAGGAUUUUAGUGUGUGGAAAAUGGGUAGUUUUGAUUCAGCACCUGAUGUGUGUCAGAGAUUGUGUGGUAGUCAAGGAUCUCUCGUGGAUCCUUUUUAUGAAAAUAAUGGUGGAGGAUUUUAUACAUCAAUGUAUCCUGCGGAUUCUCAGCAAAAUGAAUUGAAUGGUGGUCAUUUGAUUGGGGAGGAAAAUAGCUACUGGGGCUCACCGUGUAGCUCCAAUUCACCCCUUAGUCGACGAGAUUGCUCUCCAAGUAGUGGAACCGGAAGUAGUAUGCGACAGAGGAAUAUGUCACCAACCUACCAUCACUAUCCACCCCACGUCUAUUACCCCCACGCUCCACAAUAUGAAAAACUAGGUCCCAUGUGUGACGAGGGUGGCUACUUUAAUACAACGACUACCGAAGUAAUCACAUCCACACCUUUCGUUCGAGUAGUCAAGCGUCGAAAUACGGCAAAUAAAAAGGAGCGCCGCCGGACGCAGAGCAUAAAUUCGGCAUUCUCAUAUUUGCGCGAACGGAUUCCCAACGUUCCAUCGGACACCAAACUGUCCAAGAUUAAAACACUGAGACUUGCAACAUCCUACAUAACAUAUUUAACACAAGUACUGGAAGGAAAUCAGGAUCCGGCGGGAGGAUUUCGUGCUGAAUUAACAUCAUCCCGAAAAAUAAAUGCAGAAAGGAGAGCUAAUAUGAAAAAUGAAGCACAGAUUAUCUUGACAAAUUCCGACAUUUCCGUUGGGGGGGAUCCCAAGAAGACAAAAGGACGCACAGGCUGGCCCCAAGAUGUUUGGAAUCAAGCAGUGUGGAAGGAGGAAAAACCAUGAUAAGAAAAAAAAACAUUCUUUUCCCAAAGAAAUUCUUUUAUUAUAAAUAAAUUGAUUAUUCAAAAUUAUCAUAUUAAAUUAAAAGGCUAAAUAAUGAAA
Molecule: messenger RNA, 1215 nt
Organism: Lutzomyia longipalpis
Lineage: Eukaryota; Metazoa; Arthropoda; Insecta; Diptera; Psychodidae
Gene: Hand
Product: heart- and neural crest derivatives-expressed protein 2
Exons: 5
Coding region: 313-1116 (267 amino acids)
Biological process (GO): regulation of transcription by RNA polymerase II; developmental process
Molecular function (GO): protein dimerization activity; DNA-binding transcription factor activity, RNA polymerase II-specific; RNA polymerase II transcription regulatory region sequence-specific DNA binding
Source: RefSeq, a predicted model, not a curated record